Messenger RNA from Camponotus floridanus (Florida carpenter ant), 833 nucleotides. RefSeq names its product putative odorant receptor 85d. NCBI's taxonomy places the organism in Eukaryota, Metazoa, Arthropoda, Insecta, Hymenoptera, Formicidae. Gene Ontology annotation, biological process: detection of chemical stimulus involved in sensory perception of smell; sensory perception of smell. The transcript is spliced from 6 exons. Gene Ontology annotation, cellular component: plasma membrane. The record is from RefSeq and is a predicted model, not a curated record. Bases 108 to 806 code for a protein of 232 amino acids. Gene Ontology annotation, molecular function: odorant binding; olfactory receptor activity.
UAGUCGGUCACCCCAUCGUGUUCCAAUCUAUAACUUUAUUGACCAAGCUUAUCAAUACAAAAUCCAAAGAGAAGGAUACGUCGUCAAAUACUACGCAAGGAAUUCAAAUGGGACUAUCUUAUCCCGUAAAUUAUAUGAUCGAUGUAGACACAUAUUAUGUUCCAAUUUUCAUACAUACGGCUAUAUGCGAAAUAUCUUAUGUGUUCCUAAUAGCUGCAUUCGAUAUCCUGUAUGUAACGUUGAUUGAAUACUGUUGUGGAUUAUUCGAAAGCUUGAGAUAUAGAUUAGAAAAUGCAUUCGAUUACAAAAACAAUAAUGGUGAUAUAAUAUUAACACAGAAUACGUCUUAUUCAAAUAUCGUAUACUGUAUUCGAAGACACACCGAAACGAUGCAAUUUAUUGCUAUUAUGGAAUCAAUGUACAACAUACCUUUCUUUGUACACGUGGGGUUUCUUUUAAUAUGUUUAAGCAUUGUAGGAUUUCAGAUGAUAACAAACACGGAAAAUAUAAAUAAUUUUAUAAAACAUUACAGUUAUAUGAAUGCAUUAUUAAUCAAUAUAUUUUUUGAAAAUUUGCAAGGUCAAAAAGUCAUAGAUUCCAGCGAAAAAGUAUUUGAAUCCGUAUAUAACACAAAAUGGUACAAUAUGCCAAUAGCGACACAAAAGCUUCUUAUAAUGAUAAUGUUGACAAGUAAAAAACCAUUGAAACUCACUAUUGGUAAACUCUUUGCAUUGUCAUACAUAACUUUUAACGCGGUAAUACGCGCAUCAUCAUCAUACUUUAUGCUAUUGCGCUCUCUACAAUAAACAUUUUGAAUACAAUUCAUAUUUAUA